This is a messenger RNA of Tuber aestivum (summer truffle), 5576 nucleotides long. The record is from the annotation of a GenBank genome assembly. Lineage: Eukaryota; Fungi; Ascomycota; Pezizomycetes; Pezizales; Tuberaceae.
CAUGAUACCGGUAAUGUUGUCGUGUCGGUAACCUAUCCUGCUCCAUGGAAGCGGGUGAGUUAUCAUAAGUUAACAGAGGUUUCCCAGGCUUUCGUACUAUGGGGAGUGUUUGACGUUCCUAUUUGACGUCAUGCGCCAAGAGGAAAUCAUUGUCCAUCUUUGCUCCCUUGCCUCUCGGAAUUCGACUCUUGUUUAUUUUAUGCUCCAUUGAUGCCUGUGCUGUCUUUGGGACUGCGAUCGCCGAGUAAAAUAGCACGAGGGAUAAGUUAGCGCGAGGGCAAGAGGAGGAGGGUAUGGUUUUGAGGGGAACGAGAUUCGUUACGAUACCUGCUGGUGGAGGUUGGUCUGGCUAGAGUGAACACCCCGUUUUCGUGUAUGAUGGAGGUACGGCCGAGCAGGACUGCUGGAUGGUUGGUAGGAUGGGGAGGUUCAAGGUGGGGACGCUCCCUUUACUUUUGUUUCCUCCCUAGAUUCCGGUGCGGAAUCCCAUUCAUCCCACCUCCUUCACCUCCCUCAUCCCCCUCUUGCCCUCAUCACUCAUCUCCCGUCCUUCACCUUGACAAACAUCUUCACAUCUUCGCCUGCCACACACACCCGCUGCAUUCACCACACCACCAUCUUUCACCACUACCCGCAACGAGAGGGGUUAAAAAAAAGGAAAAAGGAAAAAAAAGGAGGAACCUAUCUCUGCGGGCUGUCCUUCUACCCAUAUCUUCAGCCUUUUUGUUGCUGCAUAUUGCCCUGUCAAUUUUUGCUACUUUUUCCUAGUGGCUGCUUGCUUGGUACUUGUAAGUCGCGGCUGCCCCCCCAUAGCCAUUGCCCCCGAAGCAUACAUCUAUAUUCCGCUCGUCCCUUUUCCUUUUGGUCACUCCCAGAUAUUUCAGAAAAGCAUUCCCACCGGAAAUAAAGUCAUAUCGCUACACGCAGUUUCGCUGACCUUUCUAGUCUUUCAGAAAAAAAAAGGAAGAAAAAAAAAGAGCAGCGAGGAGUCAUUGAGAACACUCACGGUACGAAAUGUCUGAGACACCGGAAGGCAGAAGGGAUGUCAAGAACCACCUUCUGUUCGAGAUUUCUACAGAGGUUGCAAACCGGGGUAUGUUGAUUCUCAUCGUCAAUUCCCCGGUGCUAUCGGUACUGGUUCUAAUCUGAAUCGAACUUCACAGUUGGCGGUAUCUAUUCCGUCAUCAAGUCUAAAUCGCCCAUCACUACUGCAGAGUAUGGCGAACGUUAUUGCCUGAUCGGCCCCCUCAACCGUACUUCCGUGCGUUCUCAAACACCCUCUCGCUCCUCUUCUCCAUUUUAUCGUUCAUUCCCCGUGCCUUGUUCCCCACCGCCCCCAUAUUGGCAUCCAUACCCCCCCAAAGAAGCUACCCAUUAUCCAUUAUCUCGUCCACUUUGCCCUCCAGCAUCACCACUAAUAUCAGACUACGAUGUUCUCACGCAGGCUGCUGUCGAAGUUGAAGCUCUUGAGCCAACCAAUCCGGCACUGAAAGCCACCCUCGAUGCUAUGAGUGAUCGGGGAAUUCAAUGGCUGUAUGGUAGAUGGCUUAUUGACGGUGCCCCAAGAGUGCUCCUUUUUGAUACAGGUACUGGGUAUAAGCACUUGGACGAAUGGAAGGGAGAUCUGUGGAGCACUGCGGGGAUCCCGUGCCCACCGGGUGAUGGCGAAACCAACGAGGCUGUCGUGUUUGGCUACCUGGUUGCCUGGUUCCUUGGAGAGGUAUGUGCCCUGUCCGAUGCGGGUACCCGAUUCGGCUGACCCCCCACAGUUCGUCAGCCACGAGCAAUCCCGUGCAGUUAUUGCCCAUUUCCAUGAGUGGCUUGCCGGUGUGGCUCUCCCCCUCUGCCGCAAGCGAAGAAUUGAUGUUACGACUAUCUUUACAACUCAUGCUACCUUACUUGGAAGAUACUUGUGUGCUGGAUCCGUUGAUUUCUACAACAACCUUCAGUAUUUCGAUGUGGAUGCUGAAGCGGGCAAGAGAGGAAUCUACCACCGUUACUGUAUCGAGCGUGCAGCGACCCAUUCUUGCGAUGUCUUCACCACAGUUUCUCAUAUCACGGCUUACGAGAGCGAGCACUUGCUCAAACGCAAACCAGAUGGAGUCCUGCCCAAUGGAUUGAAUGUUGUCAAGUUUUCUGCGAUGCACGAGUUUCAAAAUCUUCAUGCCCAGUCCAAGGAGAAGAUUCAUGAUUUUAUAAGGGGCCAUUUCUAUGGUCAUAACGAUUUUGAUCUGGAAAAUACUCUCUACUUCUUCACGGCCGGGCGUUACGAGUACCGCAAUAAGGGGGUUGACAUGUUUAUUGAAUCGCUAGCUCGGUUGAAUCACCGUCUGAAGAUCUCCGGGUCAAAGACCACCGUUGUUGCGUUCAUCAUCAUGCCAGCUCAGACACACUCCCUGACUGUUGAGGCUUUGAAAGGCCAGGCUGUUAUCAAAGCACUACGGGACACUGUGGACAACAUUGAGAAGGGAAUUGGGAAGAGGUUAUUUGAACGUGCACUGAGGUGGCAUGAUGGAGAACAAGUUCCAGCUGAGAAGGAUCUUAUGAGCAAUCAAGAAAAGGUCAUGCUAAAGCGACGGGUGUAUGCUUUGAAGCGAAAUUCUCUUCCACCGAUUGUUACGCAUAACAUGGUGAGAGAUGGGGUACCCUCAAUUAUUUCGUUGCGAUGUUGCCUCAAGAAGGUAUCAUAUACUGACCGUUUUGUGUUGCUUUAGAUUGAUGACCAAGCCGAUCCUAUCCUUAACCAAAUCCGGAGGGUGCAGCUAUUCAAUCAUCCCUCCGAUCGAGUUAAGAUUAUUUUCCAUCCUGAAUUUUUGAAUUCGUCGAACCCAGUUUUGUCGCUCGACUACGAUGACUUUGUUCGCGGGACCCACCUUGGUGUUUUUGCAUCCUACUACGAGCCUUGGGUGAGCUGAGCAUCUCUAGUUAGGAUUGAGGCGAGCACUGAUUAUUGCAACGUAGGGCUAUACUCCUGCUGAAUGCACCGUUAUGGGUGUCCCAUCGAUUACGACCAACCUUUCCGGUUUUGGGUGUUAUAUGGAAGAAUUGAUUGAAAACGCAUCUGACUAUGGUAUCUACAUUGUGGACCGCCGAAUGAAGGGAGUCGAUGACAGCGUCAACCAGCUUUGCCAGUUCAUGUAUGAUUUUACUGUUAAAAGCAGGAGACAAAGGAUCAACCAAAGGAAUAGGACCGAGCGAUUAAGCGAUCUCUUGGACUGGAAGAGAAUGGGCAUGGAAUAUGUUAAGGCAAGGCAGUUGGCCUUGAGAAGAGGUAGCUCGCUCCGCCUUGUGGUAGCCGCAGCUGGACUAAUAACCGAUUUUAGCCUACCCCGGUUCGUUCGAUUCUAAGGAACCAUUCCCAUUCUUUGAUGGUACGGAGCAAAAGGUUUCACGUCCCUUGUCUGCUCCUGGUUCUCCGAGAGACCGCUCCGGCAUGAUGACUCCUGGAGAUUUCCCGUCCUUACAGGAGGGAAUGGAAGGGCUGAAUACAGAUGACUAUGUUAGUUGGAGAUUGCCGUAAGUGCCGAAACCUCUGAUCUGGGGGGAAAAGCCCUAUGUUAACACACUCGGGGAUAUCUAGUGAGGAAGAGGAUCCAGAUGAUUACCACUUCCCCUUGACCCUCAGAACGCCUCUUACGAAGAGGCAACAACCAUCCGUUAAUGGCGAACAGAACAGCUAGGAUGGGAAACUCUUGUAGCGCAUUGUUGGCAGGUGGAGAGGCAGAGUGAGCAAUGGGACCAGAAAAGAAAGCCAGGUUAGCAUUCGAGAAUACCGUCUUUUACCGCACUGCUUCUAUGGGUAUUGGUCGAGGCGGGUUGGAAAGGCGGUACCAUUCCCUGUAAUUGUAUUUUUAGUGAUCAAAUGUUUCGUUUGUCAGAUACUUCAUUGUUUGAUAUCGGGCAUUUUUUUCUCCCCUUCUUUCCUUGAUCUCUUUCCUAAAAAAAGACUACUAGAUGAACUGCUGUUGGUAGCUGGCAAGUGUGUGCGGAUUUGCGGAUUAUGGUGGAUGAAGGGGGAUGGUCUGACCACGAUACCCUGAUACUCCGCAGGACGGGCUUUUUUUUUCUUUCUUUUGGUGGUAAUGGAUGCAGUACGUACUUAGGCCGAGAGAUAAUCUACGUACAUAAGCGGAGCGACGCGUCUGCGCCUGGGUGGGUGUUAUCGUAUGGCUGUGUAUCCCUUUUGUUGGCUGGUUUCUGUUUGUGCUAGGGUGUUGAGCUAUUGUAGUGGGCGUAUCGGAGUGAUAUUUUGUGAAUAUACAUUCUUGAGCGCUAAAUAGAUAUCAUAGCUUUUUUGUUUUUUUGUGGGAGGGAAUAUGGUAGUCUGGGUUAAGGUGUCUGUUCUGCUUUAGAAUCCGGGUAGUUUGGGGGUUAGGUAUUUUAUUGUGCCCAUUUUAGAACCAAACCGAUUAACCCAGGAUCACUCGUUUCUGAGCAGUGUUGAAUGUGCAUAUCAAUCACUAGUUGGACCCCGGGAUGUCAUUUCCCACUGGAACACCAUUCCAGGUUCAGGCAAGCAAGAUGCUUGUUGUUGGCGAGUAUCAUGACUAUUUUAACCGUAGCAGCUUAUAAGGUUGACUUUGGUGGGGAAUUCUUUCAGGAAACCACAGAUGAGUUUGGUGCCCACCCGUGCCUUGUAGGUCAGGUUGGCACUGGGGAUGCCCGAUGCGUAAGCUCGCGUAGUAUGCUAAAUGUAUGUUGCGUCAAUCGAGAGAUAUCAAACUCCUCCAACACCACAAUCCUUUUAAAAACGUUGACUACACAACAAACAUGCACCUGACUUUUUUUUUUUUUUUUUUGCGUCGGGCACAAUAUCUCUGCUUAUCCUGACUGAAUCCCUCUGAGGGCGUAAGGGGUUUUAUCCUGUCGUGGGGGAUUAAUCAGUCUUGUUGUGGAGAACCGAGUCCAGACAUACCUGAAGAGAGAGUUUUCCGGGACCGUGAUGUUAAAUUUGGACCGUUAGGCCAUAGUCCUGGCAUUAAGUGUUGCCGCCUGUUAAGCCUUAUGUUAUGAGGGUUGGGGGGGAAAGGGGACUUGGAGUUCACAGUUUGGAAGCAUGCCGGGUGGGUGUAAACAUAUUAUGAUAAAGUGGGUCCAUUCCGGGUGGGUAUGAUAUCUCUAUGUAGACACCGGAUACUGAUAGCUGAUGGUGAGGUCUCUGCGUUCUCUGGGGGGGCGGUGGAAAUAGUCAUAACCAAAUGGGAUAUGAUAUUAGUGACAGGAAAGAAAGAGAGAAGGGGGUUUGGAAGUGCUCACUUGUUUACAUGUCAUGGGUCGUAUGCUUUCGCCCAAUGCGCAGACACAUAAUCCGGUUUUUGUGAUAGGACAUUGUGUUUGGAUUUAUGUAGAGUCUGGCAUAAGAGAGCUGUGAUGGCAAGAUAAUAGUAAUAAUUGGGUCCAGUGCUGAGUUACCAGCCAGGGAGGAGUAGAAGUAGUCAAGAACUUUAGAGGAUGUCCUUUGUAAUAUUCUUUUCUGGGGGGGACCUUAGGCUGUUUGGUGGGAUCUCCUGGAUUUGUUUAUUUCUGGUUGUAUUAAGGCAAAAGGGUCAUGCAUAUCAUCCAAGUAACUAACUAAC